Molecule: messenger RNA, 1294 nt
Organism: Photinus pyralis (common eastern firefly)
Lineage: Eukaryota; Metazoa; Arthropoda; Insecta; Coleoptera; Lampyridae
Exons: 2
Coding region: 284-1234 (316 amino acids)
Source: RefSeq, a predicted model, not a curated record
AAACUCGUCAAAAUAUAUCAUCUGGCGAACACGUGAUUAUUCUAAAUCGGCAACUUGUCGGUUUCUCGGUCGUGUCGUUUCCGGUAAAGUCGCGAUUAACUAUUAACCUCGCUAUUAACGUAAGGCGUCAACGGCCACACGACACGACAACACGUUUUUUUGUUUUAUUCCAGAUCUUAUUUUACAGUGUGUUUUAAUAAUUACGUUGUUAUUGUUGUUAUUAGAUAACUAACUUACAGUGGAGUGGAACAUUUACGAGUGAUUUGUUUUGCAAAGAACGAAAAUGCAACGAGUAGACGAAAAUAAACUCAAAAUUUUUACGAUUCUACAAGAAUUGGGGAUGGAAAAUACUUUUCCAACUUAUCUUAGUGAUUUGUUAGCAUAUAAUGGUUACGCAAGUUAUGAAACGCUAAGCUUACUUGUAGAAAACGAUAUUACAAAAUUAGAAGAAUUUGCGCGACAAAUUUUACCAAGAUUAUUAUUAAAUGAAGAAAAAGUUGAAGAUAGAGACGAUAUUGAUGAAGAAAGAGGUAUCUUUGAGGAACCUGAAGAUCUUGGUGAUCUAAAUAUUCAAGAUUUCAGUGCCAAAUACAAUAAAAGCAAUCAAACAUUGCCUCGUAAUAUGCUCAAGAUUAAAGUAAAUGGAAAGGAGGUGGUAGUAAAGAAGUCAACACUUUGCUGGUUAUUUUCAAUCAAGACAAACCGUCUUUCUAGCGAUCGUUUGCUUCGAUUUCGUGGAAGCACUGCAUCUAGCAGUUUAAAUAAAAAAAAACAAACAAAGAGUACUUCAACAAAACGAAAGAAAAAGAGAAUCGCUAUUAGCGAAGCAGAGACAGACGAGGAAAGCGAUAGAUAUUCAGAAAAGAGUGAGUUAGAAAAUGAAAGCUUUGGCGAGGAAGAUGCCACCGACGAUACAACGCCAAUAAACACAAAAAUUGAUAUAAGCGCAGAAAACUAUUACGCCGUGUGUUAUCUUAGAUCAUGGUAUAUUGGCAGAGUACUAGAAAUAUUUAACGAUGAUACAUGUCAAAUUAAAUUUUUAAAAUGUGUUUUAGAUUCAUAUGUUUGGCCGAAAGACAAAGAUGAAGAUAUACAAAUUGUCGAAAAUAAAUUUAUUUUUUAUGGCCCCAUAUCAUUAUUGGGCAAUGAACCUUUUAUUUUACAACGGCACCAAAAAAUACAGAUUGAGAAGGAAUUUAAAAUCUCUCAAAAACUAUUAAAAGACUUUCUGUAAAUUGUAAGCGUGAUGUAUUGUUAACUUGUUCUUUUCAAAUAAAAAAGAAAAUAAUCUCUU